AGUGUGUCAGACAGUAGAAACAGUACAUGUAGGCAGCAGCAGCAGCAGCAGCAGCAGCAGUUUGAGCUCUACAUCUCACACUGCUCUGAUUCAGAUCAGCUUCAAGGACGUUAGAGAGACAUCCAAUGACUGGAAAUAUUUGGAAACAAAAUCAGGAAACGACAAACGGUUGAAAAUGCUCACCGUUAGUGUUUCAUGGACACAUCGAAGCCUGAUAACACAAACUGUGAUUGCAGCCUGACGUGGGACCGAUGCCAAGGCAAGCAGCUCCAGGAUGUUAACCCUGCAGCGGCAGUAACACAGAGGCUACACAGGAGCAUGGAGCUCGUGUUGGUGCAGUUUGACUUUGAAUACACGGGGAAGGACGGUCGCCUCGUCUCCAUCAAGACGAAUGAAAGCUACAUCCUGCUCUCCAAGACUAACGAGCACUGGUGGCACGUCUGCAAAGACCAGCACACCAGGCCCUUUUAUGUCCCUGCACAGUAUGUGAAGGAGGUUCAGUCAGUUUCUGCAGACUCCACCGGUCUGAAGGAGAAGCUGGACCCACCGGAGUGUGAGGCCAACAGUAAGCCGGUGGAAGUGGCCAUUGUAACACCAGCUAAGACAUUUACUCGGGACGGUUCAGGAGGGAAAUACCGCUUUUCCACUUUCGGUUUCUGUGAGGAUUUACCUGUUCUGAAGCUCUGUGAGCCUUUUAAGGCAGGGCAGACCACAAGCAGAAGCAGCAGCUUUGCAGAAAACCUGUGUGACAAAGAGACAAAAAAAACCUCUGCAUCACUUGAUAACGACAAAAU
This is a messenger RNA of Labrus bergylta (ballan wrasse), 794 nucleotides long. The record is from RefSeq and is a predicted model, not a curated record. NCBI's taxonomy places the organism in Eukaryota, Metazoa, Chordata, Actinopteri, Labriformes, Labridae.